Molecule: messenger RNA, 1565 nt
Organism: Populus trichocarpa (black cottonwood)
Lineage: Eukaryota; Viridiplantae; Streptophyta; Magnoliopsida; Malpighiales; Salicaceae
Product: zinc finger protein ZAT9
Exons: 1
Coding region: 198-1193 (331 amino acids)
Biological process (GO): regulation of DNA-templated transcription
Source: RefSeq, a predicted model, not a curated record
CAAAAUCCAAAUCAUAAUUUUGGGUUGUGUGUCUUUUGGUGGAGGAAUGCUUGUCACCUACUCCUUUUAAGUUCCCCCGAUCCUCUAUUCUUCUCUUAGUGCCUUCUUCUCUGCAAAGCAAGCUUUAUAGAAAGAGGCUAGAGAGAGAAAGACAGCUAAAAAAAGAAAGCUUUGAUCUUUGCUUGCUAACUGCUUCAAUGGAGAGGCAUAAAUGCAGGCUCUGCGUUAGAACUUUUCCGAAUGGCAGAGCUUUAGGUGGUCACAUGAAGGCCCACUUGGCAGCAACUCGGCCGCAACUCGGCCUUGAUCGUAAUGAGUCGUCCUCUUCCUCGUAUUCUUCUUCUGCUGGUGAAGAAGAAGUGCAAGAAGAGCAAGAAAUCAUCAAGAUCAAAGAAGCAGUUGAAGAGAAGUCUCUGGCUUAUGGAUUGAGAGAGAAUCCCAAGAAAAGUUGCAGGCUUGCAGAUCCUGAGUUCUCUUUUGCUGUUGAUACUGGGUCUGUUGUUGUGCAAGAUAGGGAGAGUGAGACCGAGUCAAGAAACCCAACUCGAAGACGAUCCAAGAGGAUCCGUAAAUCAUGUGGUUUUGGAGAGAGUCAGAAGCAGGAUUUUGAUGUCAAGAAAGUAGUAGACUUCAAGAAUCCGAGUUGGGGCGAGUCAUCAUCACCAGCUGAGCCGGAACCGGUGAGUUCUGUUUCUGAUACCUCUCCUGAAGAAGAUGUUGCUAGGUGCCUUAUGAUGUUGUCAAGAGACGUUUGGAUGAGAAAUGAUGAAGAAGAAGUUCAAGAACAAGGCGGGAAAGAUGGAGAAAAGUCGGUCGAUAUGUUGGAAGAAGCAGAGGAGAUCAAAGUCAACAAGAUUCGCGGGAAGUUUAGAUGUGAGAAAUGCAUGAAACUGUUUCGAUCUUCAAGAGCAUUGAGCGGUCAUAAGAGGAUUUGCUCGUUAAAUGCAACUGAAGCAAGAAAUAUUGCCGCUGCAGGUGAUGCUAAUGACAGAAUUUUUGAGUGCCCCUAUUGUCUCAGAGUGUUUGGGUCUGGGCAAGCACUUGGUGGACACAAAAGAUCGCAUCUUAUAGGUUCUUCAACUAGUACUAAUGCUGUUGCUGAAGUAUCAACUAAACUCGAGAACAAUAUGAUAGAUCUUAACUUGCCUGCUCCAGUGGAAGAUGAUGAAUUCAGUGUGGUGUCUGAUGCAUAAUCCAUUAAUAGUACUCAAGCACACCUCUGAAGUUCAUUGUGGGAUCCGAGGUUAAGAUGCCCUGUCUUGUGCAAUUCAAUCAAGUGGGUGACACAUUACCUUUACCUUUCAUCCACAGAUCAAUGCUUCUUAGAUUUUUUUUUUUUUUUUUUUGGGAUUUUUGAUUCACUGGCCGUCUGCAGUUCAUUUCUUUGAAUUCUCCGCAAGUGCCUUGUCAUAGAUUAGAUAGUUUAAUUAGGUAAAUAGGGAUUAAAGUAAUGUAGUGGACUGGAAGCAUCCUUCCUUCUUGUUACAGUAAUUGUGCUGAAAAUUCAUUUCUGUUUGAAUUUAAAGUCAAUCAAUGCUAAAAUUCAUUGCUUGAACUUUCCACUA